AUGAACGAUAUGAACACGGAUGUUCAUCAAGAUAAUGUACAAAGACUAGAAAAACUAGCGAAACCCAAGAAAAGGACUGAUAAAACCAAUAACUAUAACACCUUCAAUGUAAAACGUGGAGCAUUAUCGUACCAAAUUACGGAUUCGCUGAACAAAUUAGCUCAACCUAGGCGAAAACCAGGCACAAACGUGUCAAAUAUAUCCAACUUUAGCACGAGAAAUUCUCCUACAAGUACAGUGAAACAAGGGCAUCACAAGUUGAUAAAUAGCAGCGAACAGUCGAAGGACGCGCAAGAGUCGAAGAAGAAGAAGUUCUUGCUAGACACUUAUGCUCGCAUCACCGCAGCAAGGAAUAAAGGAUGCUCGAAACGACUGCAUGAGCUUGCGAAACCGAAGAGACAUGUGAUGCGUACCGAGCCGUACGACGAUUUCGAAAAUUACUUUCAAACGAUAAAGAAAUACAAUGUGAAAACUCCGCAUCAGAAAAGAAAAUAA
Molecule: messenger RNA, 495 nt
Organism: Heterotrigona itama
Lineage: Eukaryota; Metazoa; Arthropoda; Insecta; Hymenoptera; Apidae
Source: the annotation of a GenBank genome assembly